Molecule: messenger RNA, 1581 nt
Organism: Alnus glutinosa
Lineage: Eukaryota; Viridiplantae; Streptophyta; Magnoliopsida; Fagales; Betulaceae
Exons: 8
Coding region: 1-531 (176 amino acids)
Cellular component (GO): chloroplast
Molecular function (GO): protein binding
Source: RefSeq, a predicted model, not a curated record
AUGGCGGACCAACCUCCAUUUCCAUUCAAAACGCACACUGGCUCACACUUCUUCACCACCCAUCUUUCAAGAAUUCAUAGCCACCAAACCCCACCGCCAACACUAUCCAGAAGAUUGUUCCUUCCUUCAGUUUCUGGAAUCUGGGACGCCUUAACUGGGGAUAACAAUGCCCGCGAAGCCGUUUCUGCCAUUCGACGUGGAAUGCCACUCUUUCGGCAGGGUGAUGUGCCAGGUUCUUUGGUGGAAUUCGAUAAGGCAAUUGAGUUGGAUCCUCGUCAAAAGGCAUAUCUUUGGCAAAGGGGGCUGUCAUUAUACUAUCUUGAUAGGUUUGAAGAAGGGGCAGAGCAAUUCCGGUUAGAUGUUGCACAUAAUCCAAAUGACACAGAGGAAUCCAUAUGGUGCUUUCUUUGUGAAGCCCAAUUAUGUGGGGUUGACGAAGCAAGGAAACAGUUUCUUGAGGUUGGCAAAGAUCCACGACCCAUCAUGUGGGAAGCCUAUAACAUGUUUAAAAAUGGCGGGGAUCCUAAAUAGCUUGUUGCUGCAUUUUCAAAUGGCAGGGAGAAUGAGUAUUUCUAUGCUUCUCUGUAUGCUGGGCUUUAUUACGAAUCCGAGGAAUGAGUUCCUUUAUCCUUUGAAAGAAACUCCAUGUCAACUGAUGUGAACUGUCACUAUUAAGAUACUUAAGGAGAAGAUGUUACUAUUAAGAUACUUAAGGAGAAGAUGUUUCACCUUACAUCAUUUCGGCCUUCCUCAGUGGCCUAAGUUCAUUCAUUUAUCUGUUAUACCCGUUAGUCAAUGUUAGGAAAGUAUAUCAAGGAGGGUGAACUAAGUUGGUAAAGUGUAGGCUUCUUGGAAGUAUUAAUCUACCAUUCAUACUUUCGCAGGGAAAAAUAUGUUUAUUGAAGGAGAAUGGGGGGAUUUUUAGAAGAAUAUUUCUUGCAUGUCAAGAGUUUAUCUUUGCUUGUUAUUUUAGCACAUAUGAGGAUCUGCUGUCAUGUACAUCUUUUAUUACCAGUUUCUGGUGAUAACUCGUGUUUACCAGUUGUUGUUAUAACUCUGGUGUAAAGAAAUUAUCCCAUUUCCAUUUGGUAAGUGGAAGUCCUUCCAUUCUCUCUAACCUUGGUGUUUUGACAUUACUGAUAAAAGAGUAAAUUGAGAUAUCGUGUAGCAUGCUUGGUUACUGAUGAACUCAUUGACAACCUUUAUAAGGAAAAUGGACUCAUUGUCCCGUCGCUGAUUGGUCAAUCAAGAUCAUGACUUGCCACAUUAAAUGCGGAUCAACUUGGAUCAAAUCGCCACUCUACCACAUUAAAUGUGUGUCACACCGUUGCUCAGUCGAUCGAGAUCACCAACCCCAAAUCUCAACUGUUCAUUUUCCCGCACGAAAAUAUUUUUUACAGGUGGUAUGACUCUCUCAGUCGAUCUAGCCCUCUCCUCAGUCGAUCAAGACUUUUGCAAAAACUUGGAAAUUCUGAGUUUCGAUUCUAAUUUUUGGUCCUUUUUUCAUGCUCAAGUUUAUCAUUCUUGAUGUGUAGAAAUUUAAUAUUUUAUCUCAAUAUUUCUACGCUUCUAAUUUUCAAA